Messenger RNA from Brassica rapa (field mustard), 2661 nucleotides. Its product is annotated as zinc finger BED domain-containing protein RICESLEEPER 2-like. The record is from RefSeq and is a predicted model, not a curated record. NCBI's taxonomy places the organism in Eukaryota, Viridiplantae, Streptophyta, Magnoliopsida, Brassicales, Brassicaceae. Gene Ontology annotation, molecular function: DNA binding; protein dimerization activity.
GUCAAUUGGACACACUGUCCAUUGGUUACCGAUGUCCAAGCCCAUUUGGACUAACCAAAUUAGACCAAUAAAUAAAGCUGUCCAGUUGGUCGAAACCCAAUAAACUCCAAAUCCAAUGGGCUUAAACCAAAUGGACAUGGGCGGCCCAAUGGGUUUCCAAUGGAUAUUACUCUUUUUCGGCUCUCGUCUCUGCGACUCUCAUCUCUUCCCGUUCUCUCUCGAUGAAGUCGACUCACGGCGACUCUCCGUUCUCUCUCCCCUCAGCGUCUUAAUCCUCGACUCUCUCUCUCUCUCGGCGUCUCGAUCCGCCUCUCUCUCUCUCUCGGCGUCUCGAUCAUCUCUCUCUCUUUCUCGCGAGUCGCGACUCUCGAUCCGAUCUGCCUCUCUCCUUCUCAGUGACUCUCUCUCUCUCUCGGCGUCUCGAUCCGCCUCUCUCUCUCUCUCGGCGUCUCGAUCAUCUCUCUCUCUCGGCGUCUCGAUGGAUAUAUUGAGUUUGAACAAUGAUGAUGAGUAUGCGAGUGAAGAUGCAUGUUCAGAACAGGAAAUGGACGAGAACAAUCCUAUUGUGGACGAGUCUCUCAUGAGCACAGCCGAAGGGAAAGGUAAACACAAGCGUAGACACUCUAAGUGCUGGAACCACUUUACUAUAGAAGGAGAUAGGUUGCCUGAUGGGAAAUUCAAAUGUGUCUGCAACCACUGUAGCCAGUUUUACUACCUAAACUUGCAUAAAAGUGGAACCAAUACUAUGCUUCGCCACUCUGAACGCUGCCCCAAAACCCUUAGUAGUAUUGUAGGUUGUAAGAAGAUCGAUCAGUUGGUGUUUCGAGAUAUGAUUGCUGUGGCUAUUGUUGAGCAUGAUCUCCCCUACGCCUUUGUAGAGUUUAGAAGGGUUAGGGAAGCCUUGAAGUAUGCCAACCCCACCAUAGAAUUCUGGUGUAGGAACACAGCUGUAGCCGAUGUACUUAAGAUAUUUGAGGGGGAGAAAAGGAGACUUAAACAUGUGUUAAAUGAGCUUCCGGGUAGAGUUUGUCUAACCACCGAUCUAUGGAGAGCUAUAACCAUCGAGGGUUAUCUCUGUCUCACUGUCCAUUAUAUAGAUGCUGAAUGGAACCUUAGAGCUAAGAUCCUUUCUUUUUGCGCCUUCCCUCCACCGCACACUGGUACUGCCAUUGCCAUGAAGCUAUUGGAGUUGCUAAAAGAAUGGGGUCUGCUAAAGAAGGUCUUCACUAUAACCGUGGACAAUGCCUCUUCCAAUGAUAAUAUGCAAGGAGUAGUCAAGAGGCAGCUUAAGAAAGAUUUAGUCUGUGGUGGAGAGUUCUUUCACAUCAGGUGUGUUGCUCAUAUUUUAAACCUCAUUGUACAAGAUGGUUUAGCGGUGAUAGGUGAGGCGUUAGAGAAGAUCAGAGACAGUGUUAAGUAUGUCCAGAUAACUGAGUCUAGAGAGAUAUUGUUUCAAGGCUGUGUGGAGUCGGUUGGAGUUCGGAAGAAAGGGGAUUUACUUUUGGAUUGUCCCACGCGGUGGAACUCUACCUAUCUCAUGUUAACUAGAGCUCUUCACUAUAAAGAGGCAUUCAAGAAUCUUGCAGAGAUUGAGACAAGCUACCAGAGCUUACCUACAGAAUCUGAGUGGUUAAGAGCUAACCUCAUUUCUGGUUUGUUACAGCCAUUCGAUGAGAUGACAAGGCUUGUUUCUGGCACCAAAUACCCUACAGCGAAUCUGUAUUUCAUGGAGGUGUGGAAAAUUCAGACUUGGUUGAAUACAAACGAGUUUCAUGAAGAUAGAGUGAUCGCUGAUAUGGUGGAUUCAAUGAGGAUGAAAUUUGUGAAGUACUGGGAAGAGUACAGUGACAUUUUGGCAAUUGCAGCUGUGUUAGAUCCUAGACUCAAGUUCAAGGUCUUGGAGUACUGCUACCACACUCUAGAUCCAGCAACAUGUAAAUCCAAAAUGGAUUACAUACGAAAAAAGGUGGUGAAGUUGUAUGGAGUAUACAAGAAGAAUAGUAGUGCUCAUAGUUCACAAGAAGUAGAAGAAGAUGCUCUACCAGCUGGUUAUGGUGGCUUCUAUGCGUUCUUCUCUCAACAAUCAGGAACAAGAAAAUCUGCUUUGGAUUUGUAUCUGAGUGAACCUGUGCUUGAUAUGGUGUCAAAUUUAAAGUUAGAUGUCCUUGAGUAUUGGAGGGACAACGCAAACCGUUUUAAGGAGCUCUCUAGAAUGGCAAGCGAUGUCCUAUCCAUCCCAAUAACAACGGUAUCAUCAGAGUCAUCAUUCAGUGCCGGAAGUAAGGUUCUCAGCAAAUACAGGAACAGACUUCUCCCUUCAAAUGUUCAAGCUUUAAUCUGCACUAGAAACUGGCUCAGAGGUUUUGAAGUGAUUGCUGGAUGCGAUUUAGAUGAGGAAGGUAAAGAAGAUAAGCAAGAUACCAAUGUGGAAGCAGAAGGAAGUGGAAGGAAGAAGAGGACCCGACUCAACUAAACCCUAAAGGAGAGGCUGAGAAGAUAAAGAAGAGAAGGGCUUUGUGGAAUUAUGUAUGAAUCAUUAUGCUUUGGAUUUUUUAUUUUUAUGUAGGAACCAUUAUGUAUGAACUAAUAUAUGAAUUUUCUAUGCUUUGGAUAUGUAAAACUUAUGAAACUUAAUGUGUAAAACUUGAAAUUUAUGUUUUU